This is a messenger RNA of Lotus japonicus, 1190 nucleotides long. RefSeq names its product josephin-like protein. Gene Ontology annotation, molecular function: cysteine-type deubiquitinase activity. The record is from RefSeq and is a predicted model, not a curated record. The transcript has 2 exons. Lineage: Eukaryota; Viridiplantae; Streptophyta; Magnoliopsida; Fabales; Fabaceae. Gene Ontology annotation, biological process: protein deubiquitination. Bases 107 to 658 code for a protein of 183 amino acids.
UGAUAUAUAAAAAAAAACCUCAAAAUCUUUUCACAUAUGCACAAUCUGCAAAUUCAGAACCUGCUUUCCUUCUUCUUCAUCGAAUUUGAAGCAACUACCACCUUCAAUGGCAACUGGGAAUUCCCAUGUCUAUCACGAAAGGCAAAGGUUGCAGUUCUGUCUCCUGCACUCUCUCAACUCUCUCUUUCAGCAAAAGGAUGCUUUUACUCGAACAACAUUGAAUGCAAUUUCUGAAAGACUUGCACUUGAUGAGUCCAGCAAUGAAACCUGGACACCACUACCUUUCCUUUUCAAACCCCAUCACAAUGCAUUGACUGGAAACUAUGAUAUCAAUGUUCUCAUUGCGGCUUUGGAAGAGAAAGGGAAGAGUGUGGUUUGGCAUGAUCGUCGAAACGGGGCGUCGUCGAUUGAUCUCGAUGCGCCUGAAGAUGUUUUGAUGGGGAUUGUGAUCAAUGUUUUGGUGACUAGGUUUGCUGGGAUUUGGAAAGGUAGGCAUUGGAUCACAUUGAGGAAGAUUGAUGGGGUUUGGUAUAACUUGGAUAGUGACCUUGCUGCUCCUAAAGCUUUCUGUGAUAAGGAGAAAGUAAGGGAAUUCUUGGAUUUUACUAUUGCUCAUGGUGGGGAGGUUUUGCUUGUCAUGAAUGAGAAACAUUCUUGAAGUAUUUAUUAGAUGUUUAACUCUGGGUCUGAGCAUUUGGGUCAAAUUUUGUGCAUGUUGAUGUAUAGUACAAGGUUGAUGGCAUUCCAAUGGAGCAUUUGGGUCUGAUGAAUCUUUGUGAAUUCAGUUUGUGAAUGACAGUAAAAUGGUUGCUUCUGGAGGAUGUUCAUGACCAUGAAUUGUGUGUCUUGGAUCAGUACUGCACCUUUGAACUAGUAUGUGCCCUGAAAUUUGAUUAAGAAUGGAGUUAGAAGUGAGGGUAUAUAGUCAUUUAGGACAGGUUUAGAUAUACUCUUGUCACAGUUUUCUCAGGGGAACCAUUGCUUGUCUUACGGGCUAAGGUUUCUUGUUGAGUUUUUGAAUUUCUGGGAGGGAAUUAAAUGUUUUGUCUUUCUUUAACUGUUGUGAAUGCAAACUUUACUAUUACAAACCUAUUGUAUAAAUCAGCAUACUAUCUUGGAAACUGACUGUAGACAUUCAUUGUAUUCUGAAUCAUGUUGUUUUCUGAAUGAAAGAUGUAUCUUUAUCUUUA